Molecule: messenger RNA, 4627 nt
Organism: Dryobates pubescens (Downy woodpecker)
Lineage: Eukaryota; Metazoa; Chordata; Aves; Piciformes; Picidae
Gene: FAM13A
Product: family with sequence similarity 13 member A
Exons: 23
Coding region: 248-3259 (1003 amino acids)
Biological process (GO): signal transduction
Source: RefSeq, a predicted model, not a curated record
ACGGGGCGUGCCCCUUCGUCCGCCAUGACCUGUGGUGCCUCCCAGAGAAAGGGCAGCACCCCCCGCCCCGAGCCGUCCCGGCGGCUCCCGCGGGAGGGGCAGGGGGCAGGCCCCGUUUCCCCUACAGGCGGCGGAGGCGGGCCGGCAGGGUGGGAGGCACCCUGGAGUCAGGCCUCCCGCCUUGAAGGGGCCGCCGGGCCCAGUGAAAGCGGGCGGGCUGCGGGAGCCGGCUCAGCUGCCGGUCGGCAUGGGGGCCGGGGCGCUGGCCAUACGCCAAAGCAAAUCAGCUGUGAGAUUGAAGGAGGACAUGAAAAAAAUAGCUGCAUUUCCACUGAGCAAGCAGAAGGACACAACCUGUCCAAAGGUGUUUGGUGUGAGUCUUCUGGAGCUCCAGCAGCAGGGACUGAGCAAGAACGGCAUCCCAAUAGUUGUAUGGAAUAUAGUUGAGUACCUCACUCAGCAUGGUAUGACACAGGAAGGCCUCUUCAGGGUAAACGGCAGCAUGAAAAUGGUGGAACAGUUGCGUCUGCAGUACGAGCGUGGAGAAGAGGUGGAGCUUGGUAAAGAUGGGGACGUGUACUCAGCAGCCAGUCUUUUGAAACUAUUUUUGAGAGAGUUGCCAGAUGGGAUUAUCACCUCUGCCUUACAUCCCAGGUUCAUUCAGCUUUACCAGGACACUAGAAACGACAUGCAGAAGGAAAGUAACUUGAAAGAACUCCUUCAAGAACUGCCUGAUGCUCAUUACUGUCUGCUGAAGUAUCUGUGCCAGUUCCUGAUAAAGGUUGCUGAACAUCAUGUGGAGAACAGGAUGAACCUUUGCAAUCUUGCCACUGUAUUUGGACCAAACUGCUUUCAUGUGCCCUCUGGAUUUGAAGGUAUAAAAGAACAGGAGAUCUGCAACAAGAUAAUGACCAAAAUGUUGGAAAAUUACAAUACCUUGUUUGAAUUUGAAGGUUUGAAGAAGGAUGAAGAAAAGCCUGUAUGUGAAGAGCUAGCAAGAAUUAUUUUAGUAAAAAUGACAAAGUCCACCGUGGAAGGAUCUGGCCAAACGUGCUUAGUGCCACAACCACGCCUGUCAGAUGGAAUACCGCAGGUCAGCCUCCGGUUAACAGAUGGCAGUUCAUGUUGGAAGGAGAUGGAUUUAGCAGAUGAAAUCUCCUUCAUUAACAGUGAUACCUUUUUCUCCAGCUCCCAAGAAGAUGAGCGACCUAUGUCACCCUUCUAUGUGAGUACCCACAUGUCACAAGUCAGUAGUAACAUUCCUGCUACAGGAGAGUAUUUAGAGAAGACAAUCCGCUCAGCCGUGGAGCAGCAUCUCUUUGAUGUUCAUGGCUCAGGCGGCCAGAGUUCAGAGGACUCUGAAUCGGGAACAUCUUCAGCCUCUUCUAAUGUGUCUGCCAGGCAGAGGAGGCGACAUCACAAAGAGCAGGAGGAAGCCCGGAGAAACAGAGACAUGGAAGUCGUCAACAAAGAAAACAUUCCAUCUGGAUUUGGCAAUCUUGAAGACUGUAUUCUAGCUGCUCAAGAAGUAGAAAAAAUGCAAGAAAACAGCUCUGGAUACCUUAGUGAAAGGAAUAAACCAAAACGGCAGAAAUCCAGCACCAAGCUCUCAGAGCUUAAUGACAACCAGGACAGUCCUGUGAGUAUGGAAAGCUUUAGCUCAUCCAGGCCUAUAGACAGAACAGGACCUGAUGACAUGGAAAUUUUAUCUGAAGAAAGCAAAGAAAGUGAAAACGACGAGGUUUUCUUCACACACCCUCAGCUGACUUCAAGUAUGAAGAUUCAAGAGCAUCCAAACAUUCCUGAAAACAAGUUGCAAAGAAAUCAAGAUGCUGAUGACCAGGAAAACAGCUUUGUGUCAGAAGUGCCUCGGCUGGAUUUGACAGCACUGUGUGAUGACAACAACUGGGAAGAGCCCAUCCCCGCUCUUUCCUCAUGGCAGCGAGACGGCUUAGACUCAGAUGAGGCUCGCCUUUCCCCGCAGGCCGGUCGCUUAAUUCGCCAGCUUCUGGAUGAGGACAGCGAUCCUAUGCCGUCUCCUCGCUUCUAUGCCUAUGGACAGAGCCAACAGUACUUGGAUGACACAGAAGUGCCUCCUUCCCCUCCCAAUUCUCAUUCCUUCAUGAGGAGGCGAAGCUCAUCUUUGGGGUCAUACGAAGAUGACAGAGAGGACCUUACCCCUGCACAACUUACCCGGAGGAUUCAGGGACUGAAGAAAAAGAUUCGGAGAUUUGAGGACAAAUUCGAAGAGGAAAGAAAAUACAGACCUUCCCACAGUGACAAAGCAGCCAACCCUGAAGUGCUCAAAUGGACAAAUGAUUUGGCCAAGUUCCGAAAGCAACUUAAAGAGUCAAAACUGAAGCUAUCCGAGGAAGACCUUGGCCCUGUUGUGCGUCAGCGCAGCAACACGCUCCCCAAAAGCUUUGGCUCUCAGCUUGAAAAGGACGAUGACAAGAAGCAAGACCUGUCAGAUAAAUCUGCCAAACCUGCUGUGGAAGCAACCCUUGAUUCCAUCCAGAAGAAGCUUCAGGAAAAACGAACAGAGACAAACCGACCUGAAGAUAUUAAGGACAUGACAAGAGACCAGAUAGCAGCUGAAAAAGUGGCUCUUCAGAAAGCUUUGCUGUAUUAUGAAAGCAUUCAUGGCAGACCGGUUACCAAAAAUGAACGGCAGGUGAUGAAGCCAUUGUAUGACAGGUACCGCUUGGUCAAGCAGAUCCUCUCCAGAGCCAACACCAUCCCCAUCAUUGGUUCCCCCUCCAGCAAGCGGAGAAGCCCUUUGCUGCAGCCAAUUAUCGAGGGCGAAACAGCUUCCUUCUUCAAGGAGAUAAAGGAGGAAGAGGAGGGAUCUGAGGAGGACAGCAAUGUGAAGCCAGGUUUCACAAUUACAAUGAAAACUGAUUUCAACGUGUGUAGCUUCUUGGAUCAACUUGAAGAUGAUGCUGACGGCUUUGUUUCCCCAGUGGAUGAUAAGAUGCCACCUAGGAGCAAUCAGGAUAUGGGGCUUUCAAAUCUCCAUGAAGCAUCCAUCCCUGAACUCUUAGAGCAGCUCCAAGAAGUCAGGGAAGAGAAGAAGCGCAUCAGAAAGAAGUUGAGAGACUUUGAAGAUAACUUUUUCCGACAAAAUGGAAGGAAUGUGCAGAAGGAGGACCGCACUCCUAUGGCUGAAGAAUACAAUGAAUACAAGCAGAUUAAGGCCAAGCUGAGGCUGCUGGAGGUCCUGAUCAGUAAAAGAGAUACUAGCUCCAAGGUCAUGUAAAAGAGGAGAUUGGUUUUGCCAUUAAACAAAGAAGAGUGCAAAUGGACAAAUGGAUGAAGCGGAUGCAGUGGGAGCCUGGCUGGGGAGAGCUGAGCUGCUCCCUGGGAACUGAAGGGCCAUUCCCACAGCUGGCAGGGCGGGCAAAAAGGUAGCUUUCCAUCACUCUCAGCACUUGAUGUUGCCCACUCUUUCUCCAGGCCUGAUGCCCACAACGGAGUUUGCCAGUAUAGGAGACAUGAUGCUGUGCUUAGUGACUUCACUGAAGGGAUCCUUCUGUUUUGAUUUGCUUACAGAUCCUGUAACAUUUAGAAUAUCCAAGCCAGCCACGCUAUUAUUCUUUCCCCCGGGAUAUCAUAGCAAGAGGCCAAGUAGAAUGAAUAGUGAUUAAAUCAUCAAAUAGCUUCUCCUUUCAUUUAACAGACAAGUGCCCUGGCUGCUCCCGCAUGAAGGCACAGGUCAGAUGAUAGCACCAGGACUGUUCUCUUACAGCCAGAGUGAAGAUUUGCUCAGACUUUAGACCUGACUGGAGUCCAGCAUCCUCUGUUGCUCUAGAUGAAUGCUGUAAGAAUGUCCUGGUCACCACUCAAGAGGGUUUAAAAGCUUUUUUCCCUCUCAGUUUCCUAACAGUUGCGGUGUUACAGUAACACCUUCCAAGCAGAAGGAGCCAGCAAGAAUUUUGCUGCAUGGCUUAUUUGCUUCCUAUCCCAAACAGAUGCAAGUAAUGUCUUCAUUUUAAAGGCCAGUUCAAGGUGGGAAGGAAACCAAACUGAGGCCUAGGCAAAAUCCAACACAGCAGCUCUAACUCGGAAACCCUUGAGAUUUCGUUAGCUGAUCAGCUAAAUGCUUGGUGUCAGGUAUCUGGAAGACAUCUGGAAGAUCCCCUCACUAGUCCAUGUGUGUCAUCAUCUGACACAGACCUAAGAGUUCAAGCUGGACAGUCCGUGGGGGCAUCAUACAUACUCACUGGCCUGAAUUUUGCUUUUUUGUGUACACCAUCAGUCAGACUGUGUGGGCAAUGACACUCUGCUGGUGGCGACAGAGGAUGGACGUUUCUUCCGGGCAUGUAUGGUGGUAUACCAGCACAGAGGAUGCUGCAGGGAACUGAAACCGUGGAGCUCUGCCUGUUGAAGAUUUUGAGGAUUCAGCAUUUUUCAAAUUUGUUCGUGACUUUCAGAAAAGCAAGUCCUGGGAUGCCUGAAUCAGCUGCUCACAUCACACAGAUGCUGCCCGAAGGAGUGAAAAGCAGCAAACUGAGAAACUCACCGAGGAGCUGAGGGCUUGCAGUUCUGCAGUCCCAUCUGGGCUUGCUCUCCCACUCCAGAGGCUUGUGUGCAUGAACUCACUCUGCCUUGAGCCAGAGCUCACCCC